This is a messenger RNA of Struthio camelus australis, 2430 nucleotides long. Its product is annotated as POTE ankyrin domain family member B-like. Gene Ontology annotation, molecular function: protein binding. The record is from RefSeq and is a predicted model, not a curated record. NCBI's taxonomy places the organism in Eukaryota, Metazoa, Chordata, Aves, Struthioniformes, Struthionidae.
AUGAAGAGGUUCUUCAGCAAGAGGCAGAGGCAGCCGCCAUUUGGCAGCACUUCCCUGCCCUUCGUCGCCGCUGCCAGCGAGAUCCAGGAGAAGGAAGUGAGCAGACUGCACUGUGCAGCUGCCAGCGGCGACCUGGCCCAGGUGCAGCGGCAGCGAUGGCUGCUGAGACUAAGCAUCAACAGGCAGGACAAGGAGAAGCAGACCCCUCUGCAUCUUGCUUGUGCUAACGGGCAUUCGGAGGUUGUUACCUAUUUAAUAGAAAACAAAUGCAAACUAAAUCCUUGUGACGGUUUCAAGAGAUCACCACUGAUGAAGGCAGUACAGUGCCAGCAAGAGCAAUGUGUUGCCAUUCUGCUAGCGCAUGGUGCUGACCAUAGUCUUGCAGAUGCUAAUGGCAACACUGCCCUUCACCUCGCUGCGAGAGCUCCUAACACCUCUCUAGCAGGUCAGUUACUCGAGCACAAUGCCCAUAUUGAGGCACAGAAUAAGAUGGGAUAUACACCCCUUUCUCUUGCCGUAUCUGAACAUCACAAAGAAAUGGUGGAGUUCCUGCUUCAAAAGGGAGCUGAUGUGCAUGCUCGCGAUCCAGGUGAAAGGACCCCUCUAAUGCUUGCUGCCUCUGCUGGGGACAUGAGUGUAAUAGAAGUUCUUCUUCAAUAUGGUGCUGAUCUUUCCCAGAAAGACAGUCUUGGAUGGACAGCUGAGGAUUAUGCUAGGACUUAUGGACAUGAUCGUAUUACUAAACAACUGGCAGACUAUGCAGAUGGGGAAGAUGCAGGAGAAGCUUCUGCAAGCAGGGCAAAAGGCAUGCCAGUGCUUAGCAGUCCUCCCAGGGCAGGAUCUGCUAGCUUUGCAUUAGGUGCACCUGCUCUGGACGGAGAAACAAGGAAUGACUUUUCCCAUGAAUGCUUCAUAGGAAUGUGUGAGGAAGAAGAGAGUGAUGAGAGCUGUCCUGCUUCUGAGAAGGAAAAACUCAGUUUAACUGCCAAGGACGAAUCACCUGAAAGGGAGGGAAAGGAGGCUACUGAUGGUUCUCAAGUCCCAUAUGAUGCAGAAGACCCUGCUGGUGUGAGAGAUGUUACACUGGCAGCAGCAGUGGACCAGAAGGAAGACCCAAGAGAUUCUAAGAGCCUGCAUUCCUUGCCUGCAUGCCUGAGUCCAGAAGCAGCAGUGAAAGUUGAGGUGUCUGAAGACAAGAGAGAAAAGUUCGAAGGACACGAGGCUGCCACAACACAAACAGAUUUUCAGUACGACGGACAGGCUGUAGCUGGACAGCUGCAGGAGGAGGUUGCUAAUGCUCUUGAAAAACAGUUGAUUCCAGAAGGUUCACUUGAAGUUGCAAAGCUUUACUGCAAUGAACUGAAAGAAGACAGAUUGCGGUUACAAGAGGAAUUGGACAGGGUUAAAGCCCAGUUGCAGGAGUCAGAAGAAAAGCAUAUACAAUCUGAGCAAUGUGUUCAGGAUUUGAAGACAACCCUGGAAAAUAAGCAAAGAGAAACAAUAGCUUCUUCGCAGAAACUGCAAGACCUUCUGAAAGCCUCUUUAGGAGCUGUUAAUUUAAAACAACUGGAAGAACGAGUGGGACGACUUGAACUUGAAAAUACCAGACUGGAAGGCACAGCCCAACAACAGACCCGUAGAAUCAAAGUUCUUCAGAAAGACCUGCAAGCCUCUUGCUCCCUGCAAGUUCAUAGUCGCCUGGAGGACUUGAUCACUGGCUUACGGACAAAAAACGUGCCUUCAGAGAAAUACCAAAAUCAGCACUGUAAGAGCAAAAGAAAGCCAUGGAAGACCCUGGCAGAAUGGACACAACCAACGGAAGCCCGUCUGGAGCAAGAAAUGGUAAGAAACACUGAACUGCAGAAAGAAUGCAACAGGUCCAAGAGGCUUCUGGAAAAGGCUAUGAAGAAACUGAGGGUGUAUGAGAGGCGAGAGAGUGAAUCCCAGUUGAAUUUCCAGGGCAAAAUGGAGGAUACGUGUUCUGGAACGGACAGUGAAGUUGAUAGAUUAAGAACGAGGGUCCAUGAACUUUCACGCUGGCUAGAGGCAGAGCGGAGAACCUCAAGGCAGCUAGAAAAAACGAACAAAAGUUUGCAACAAGAGUUGGUUUUGAUGCAUGGGAGCUUGGAAAAACUGCGGAAGAGAAAGCGGCAGCUGGAAGAAGAGGAGGUUUUCCUCAGGUGUCAGUUAAACGUCAAGAUGAUGGAUCACAGCCAGAGAGAACAAUAUAAAAGGGAGAGUGAACAAAGGGCUGGGCAAGAGCUACGGCAAAAACUACAGGAAGUCAAUCUAUUUCUGCAGACACAGGCAGCCAUCCACGGCAGACUAGAACAAGUAAGAGCCAGUACUCAAGCUUCCGUGGUAGACCAACUGCAGCAGAGAAUUAGAGAUUUAGAAUUGGAAUUGGCUUUCAGAAAACAGGUGCACUGA